AUGAGUGACCCUGCUAGGAGACGGUUUGGGAGAUCAUGGGAUGCUUCUUACGGUGUUGCCGUAAAGCAAUAUCUAUCUAUCUAUCUAUCUAUCUAUCUAUCUAUCUAUCUAUCUAUCUAUCUAUCUAUCUAUCUCAGUGAGUUUCAAUCUAUCUAUCUCAGUGAGUUUCUCUCUAUCUAUCUCAGUGAGUUUCUAUCUAUCUAUCUAUCUAUGCCUAUUUUUAUGUCUAUUGCAGUCUGCUCCAUAUCUAUCUAUCUAUCUAUCUAUCUAUCUAUCUAUCUAUCUAUCUCAGUGAUUUUCAAUCUAUCUAUCUAUCUAUCUAUCUAUCUAUCUCAUCUCAGUGAGUUUCAAACUAUCUAUCUAUCUAUCUAUCUAUCUAUCUAUCUAUCUAUCUAUCUAUCUAUGCCUAUUUUUAUAUGUCUAUUGCAGUCUGCUCAUGAUCUAUCUAUCUAUCUAUCUAUCUAUCUAUCUAUCUAUCUAUCUAUCUAA
Messenger RNA from Acanthosepion pharaonis, 489 nucleotides. The record is from the annotation of a GenBank genome assembly. NCBI's taxonomy places the organism in Eukaryota, Metazoa, Mollusca, Cephalopoda, Sepiida, Sepiidae.